ACAGUAGAGAAACCUCUCUAAGCCACGGUUUAUAAGUCACUUUUGUAAAAUAAGUGUAUCAUAUCAUUGAAAUACUUAUAUUUUUCAUAAACAAAGAAUAUAAUUAUGGUAUAAAAAGCUAUUUUUCACAACCCAUGACAAGUUGAGGGACUUGGACCAUAAACCAUGACUAUCUAAAAAUACGACCACGUCACUGAAAAUACCAUUAUUCGACUCAAGAGACCCUUCGUAUAGGACAAGCUGUGUCUGAAACUGGUGAGAUGUCUGUUCAGCAAUACCAUGACAUUGCGAUUUCAUCGGAAAAUGUGACAGAUUACAGGACUUUAAGACCUGGUGAUCAGCUGGCAGUUGCAGGGGAGAAGAAUGGUAUUGAGUAUUACCAUCACGGUAUCUUCAACAGCCACGAGGAAGGAAUAAUUCAUUUCGGUGGAGAAAACAAAGCAGAUGCACAGGUGAGUUAUGAGUGGUAGAGGACACCAUACACGAUGGUAUAUCUAAACAGCUGAAAUAAUACAUGACCUGCUGUCAUAAUGACGUCAGAGAGCGUAACUCAGAUGAUGGAAAAGAAAGUAUUGAAGAAUGUUCUUUACGGCACCUGGACUGAAGAUUUAAGAGCAGAAUGCGAAACGGAAACAGUCUUUGUGAAUCCAUUUACUGACAUACAGAAUGAUGGAUUUACAACGGAGAAUAGAAAUGCAUCAAACCAUCAGAAGACAACUUUCCGCAAAUCUCAAAGUUCGAGUGAAAAACAAUUAUCGUCAAAGAGUGAUGAAGUUCCUUGUUCUAGUGUAGAAUACUCACAAUCUGUAGAUCAAGACAUUAAAGGCGACGAAGGAAAACCAGUCGAUGACUCAUUUGACAAAAACAUCGAUGAAGUUGACUUCUUUGAUAGCGAUGAAGAAUAUAUGGAAUAUCAUGGUCACAGAUUUGACGAAAAAGAUACGGAUUUAAAACAGCAAGAUACUAUUAAAUCUGUAAACGGCAGAUAUAGCGAGGGAAUGGAGCAGUACCAUAACCUGUCUAUCUACAAGAGAUCUAUACAGAAGUUUGCAACUGACAACCACUUCGAAAUCCAUGACGUCAUUCCCGAUGGGAAUUGUAUGUUUCGAGCUCUAGCUGAUCAGUUCAUGAUUAACGGACGAACCGGAUACACCGCGGAAAAACUCCGAGGCAUUGCAAUAAACUAUUUGAAAGAACAUCCCUAUAACGGAGAAAACCGUCACAUUCAGUCGUUUUUGUGUAUGGAAUCUUGGGAAGACUAUCUCUCUAGAAUGUCCAGAACCUGUGAGUGGAGUGAUCACAUCAUUCUCCAGGCUGUUACUGAUGCCUUCAACCUAGACAUCGUUGUGUUUAACGUGUUUCAGGAUGACAUAAGGCGAACCGAGGUUAACCCAGGAAAAGACACCCGAGUACAAAGGAUUCAAAUGUUUCUUGGUCACAUUGGAGAAUUUCAUUAUUUGAGUUUGCGCCCAGACCACUGGACAUCAUUAUGGCCGUAUAACUCCAUCUUGUACAGACUUAUCUCAUGUUCUAAGCAUCUGCCUUCAGCAACGAGACGACAACUCAUCCAGAACAAAAUCAAAGAUAUUGGAGCUAGUACAAUCGUCACUGAAGAUGAGUAUCUAGACUUGCUUCAACUUCAAGUGGGAGGUGAAAGCAAAACCAACACUGAUCAGGAGAAACCGUCAGAAGGAAACCAGGUCCAUUGUUCUACAAUUCAUGGAGAUUAUUUGUUGCACUUUGACAAGUACUGUUUAGAUGAGUUACAACUUGAAGAAACAGAAGAUUCUUUGAACAACAUCUUCUUUGAUCCCUUGCAUAUCGACGUCAUGACUGGUGUUCCACUUCCUCAUCUGUCCAACAUUCUUAAACAGAUAUUCCCACUUUAUAUGAUAAAUCCAUGUGUUUGGGCACGUGGUCCACUUUUAUUUCCAACGUUUUCUGUCCACUGCAUCGGAUCUUUUGCAGAUGGAAACAAUGUCGUUUUAAAAGACAUUAGCAAAAACCAAACAAAACGUGUUUUUUAUGAUAUGCAUAGACACAAGGAAAUUGGAAAAGCCGUCAUUAUUCCAAGGGACAAAAUAGUACGUCAUUCUGAUUAUACAGAGAGCUCAUGUGUGAAUAUUUACGCUGAUUCAUCGAAGACACAUCCUGGAUACUGUCAGUUAAAACUGCCUUUAGCUGCUACUGGAAUGAGUGUAAUUAAUGUUUUACAGAAGGGAUCUCAAAAAUUUGUAAAAGGAAUAGAAGUCGAGGUCGAUGUUUCUUCUCCUAAGGAUGUGGAUUUCAAGUAUAAAGGCCUAUUGUGUGAUGCAUUUCCUCCAUCAACACAGGAGUGGAAAGUUCGAGAAAGGAAGUUUACGUUUCCCUCUCAUCAUCUUAAGCGUAAGAUUUUGAAAAUGAAUUGCACAUUGAUUAAAAAAGCACAUCCCAGGAGUAAAGAACCCGACAUAGAAUGGAAGUACAAUUUUUCUAUGGCUGAACACGUCAUCUUUACGGGAGGUGUUACGGAAUCCCAACUUCAUGGAUUCUUUGUCUUUAAAGUUUUAGUUGACAACGCUACUUUUCAUCUGACGAAACAGUUGAAGAAUAAGCAUUUGAAAGCUGCGUAUCUGUAUGCCCUUGAAGAAAUCCCUUGUGAGGCCUGGGAAACCAAUUUCAGUGGAUGCAUCUUAUUUGUUCUAAGCACUUUGAUAAAGUAUUUAAAGGCCAAAUUUCUUCCACAUUACUUCAUUUCAACCAACAAUCUAAUCGACUGCUUUCAUGUUGAAGAAAUUGAAGCUCUUUGCGUUAAUGUGGAAUGUAUCCGUGCGUUUCCAGUGACGGUAAUCCAAAACAUAGCCGAAAACCAUGGAUAUAGUUAUGCGCCAAAACUGAUCAAAAUGGUCUUUGAAAACUGCAAGACUUUUGUGCACAACAAACAUUUGGUGUCAAUAUGUAUGGAUGCGUUCAUACCUGGAACAUUGUGCUCAGUUAAAACAUUGACAAGAUUGGGAUUUUAUGGAUCUGCAUUUCAGCUACUUCAAUACAUCCACGAGCAGAUGCUGCUAAUGCCCAUGUCGGAUGGCGGAUUUGUUAUACCGAGUUUUCUUGAAAUCUUCCAAAUGGUUCUGAACAACAUACGCCAGAGAUCGUCCCGAGUUAUUUUGGCAAAUCUGUUUGACAUACAUUAUCAGACCAAUGUCUUGAAUGAAUACAUAGAUAAUGGUAAAAUAUUUGCAAAAGAUAUCCUGCCGUGGAAAGUGAAUUAUCAAAUUGGAUGGAUGGAAAUGCCUUCAGGGAAAAUGGAUUUUUCUUCCCUCGCUGACAUUUUCCACACAUACAGUUUAAGAGAAUACGAUAAACGCAAUUCAACAUUGGCAACUUUGACUCUUGAGACAGCAGUACUGUGCGUUCAAAAGGCCCUCGAGAUGGACACAAUAAGUACGGAUGAAAUACAGGACAAAGCUCUUAAAGAAGAAAUAAUUAGGCAACGGGACGUGGUAAUGAUGGACCUGAAAAGAAAGCUGAAGCUAUACUACAUUCAUAUGUAUGAUGUAUCUCGGCUGUAUCACUCAACUGAGCCAUUGCAAACUCAUAUCGAUGACAUCGAAAAUCUUUGCAGGGAGCUUCCAGAAAUGUCAUACAUUGUCGCCGAAAUGUUUAGAUACCUGUCUCGAAACAACAAAGCUUUAGAAUAUGAGACAUUAGGUAACACUUAUCUCAAACAAAGAAAGCCUGUGUUACGUGACCUUUGAUCAUACAUGGUAAUCAUUUGUAUACAACUUAUAAACAAUUAUGUUGGACUCCUAAAUGAAUGAAUAAAGAAAUAUAUUAUUGAAA
Messenger RNA from Ostrea edulis (European flat oyster), 3822 nucleotides. RefSeq lists its product as uncharacterized. Gene Ontology annotation, biological process: protein deubiquitination. Gene Ontology annotation, molecular function: cysteine-type deubiquitinase activity. Bases 531 to 3737 code for a protein of 1068 amino acids. The record is from RefSeq and is a predicted model, not a curated record. Lineage: Eukaryota; Metazoa; Mollusca; Bivalvia; Ostreida; Ostreidae. The transcript has 8 exons.